Aspergillus homomorphus CBS 101889 is the source of this 1272-nucleotide messenger RNA. Its product is annotated as N2227-domain-containing protein. The record is from RefSeq and is a predicted model, not a curated record. Bases 1 to 1272 code for a protein of 423 amino acids. Lineage: Eukaryota; Fungi; Ascomycota; Eurotiomycetes; Eurotiales; Aspergillaceae. The transcript is spliced from 2 exons. Gene Ontology annotation, molecular function: S-adenosylmethionine-dependent methyltransferase activity.
AUGUCACACAACCUCGCUCACUCUGUCGCAUCGGAGCCCCGCGAUGACUCCGAGGACGUACGCAGCUGGUCCGGCGAUUUCGAUCCAUUGGCCGAAGACGAUGAGCGGCGCGUGCUGUUUGCUGCAUUGGACUCCUUUAGACAAUAUCGGAGAACGGCGCAUAUGAAUACAACGCAUCGCCGCCGACAAGCAUUCUAUGCGCUUCCCUCAGCACAUUGGCAGAUGCUCGCCGAGCCUCCCUUCUCAAUUCUGGAAAACUUCAACCGGGUAGACGACGCCAUCGACGUGAAUGCGGAAAUCGCAGAUGCAAUCCUCGCUACCGGUCUGUCGUCCUUUGGCCUGUCGGCAGACCCAAACCCGGAAAAUCCCCAGGAGUGCUGGCAUGGGACUGCUACCACCUCCGAUGUCAACAAGGCCCAUUCGACACUGCGGCAGUUUUACCGCGACUGGAGCGCCGAAGGGCGCGCUGAAAGAGAAGUCUGCUACGACCCGGUGCUCCGCGACCUGCACGCCGAGUUCGGCGCGCGCGCCGCCGCGGGCCAGGAGAUCAGGGUGCUGGUUCCCGGCGCCGGCUUGGGUCGUCUGGUCUUUGACAUCGCUCGGGCAGGCUUCUCGCCCGAGGGUAACGAGAUCUCCUAUCAUCAGCUGCUGGCCAGCAGCUGGAUCCUGAACCACACGCUCGGUCCCCAGAAGCACACGCUGUACCCCUUCGCCCUGCACUUCUCAAAUCUGCUGUCCCGUGAGCAACAGCUGCAGACCGUCAUGAUUCCCGACCAACACCCGGGCACUGUGAUGGCGGAAGCGCAGGGUAACCCGGACGCCGCGCCGUUUGGCCAGAUGAGUAUGUCCGCGGCCGACUUUGUGGUGCUAUACCGCCAGCCCGACAAUCGGGAGGCGUUUGAUGCGGUAGCUACGGUUUUCUUUAUUGACACUGCACCGAAUUUGAUCCGGUACAUCGAAACGAUUCACCAUUGUCUGAAGCCGAACGGGCUUUGGAUCAACGUCGGGCCGUUGCUGUGGCAUUUCGAGGACGGGGCCAACCGCAGCCACGAGAACAACCACGACUCUCACGACCAGGGGAUCAACGAGCCCGGAAAUGUGGAGCUUACUGAGACCGAAGUGUUCUGCCUCGUGGAGCGGAUGGGCUUUGUGCUCGAGCAGCGCCAGCCAAUCCAGGAACGGCCGUUGGGUGGGUAUAUCCAGGACCCCAACAGUAUGCUGUUGCCCUUGUACCGGCCAUCACACUGGGUGGCGCGGAAGAAGAGCCACUGA